This is a messenger RNA of Gongylonema pulchrum, 393 nucleotides long. The record is from the annotation of a GenBank genome assembly. NCBI's taxonomy places the organism in Eukaryota, Metazoa, Nematoda, Chromadorea, Rhabditida, Gongylonematidae.
AUGGGAAAAAAGUUGUUGUCGCUGGGCCACCGGGUGAUCCGGGACCUAUUGGAGUUCCAGGAGCAGCUGGUCCAGCCGGACCCUCCGGAAAUGAUGUUACUACAGGAAUCGGCGCUCCGGAUAGGAGUGAGCAAAGAAUUCAUAGGCUAUGUGAAAAAGUGCAUUUUUUUAGGACAACCUGGACCACCCGGUCCGCCAGGACCGAUUGGUUUACCUGGCCAACCAGGAGCGCCAGUGCUUGUGACUACAGGACCGAUGGGAUCAAAUGGACCGGAAGGAGAAGCAGGAGAUGUAGGUCCGCCGGGGCAGCCAGGUCCUCAAGGUUUGCAAGGCCUUCCUGGUAAUGAUGCUGGGUAUGUUUUCAGGAAUCCGGUUAUUUUUGAAAAUUUUUAA